CCGGCGGCCCCCCCUGCCCCAAACAAAAAAAAAACAAAAAAAAAAAAAAAAGGUCAAAGAGCUUUCUCUCUUAAUAUUUCAAACAAUCAAAAUUUAGUUUUUGUUGUUGCCAAAUUUACACUCAAAAAACCUCCAAUUUUCUUACCGUUUCAUAGAGACCCAGAGGCUUGUCCAAGCCCAGCAGGGUGUAAAGUUUAUUGCCUUCCAACCUUUUCAGUGUUUUCUGGAGCAACCCAUUUGAUUUUUUAACCAACUGGGUCGAUCCAGAUUGGUUCGAGAUUAUUGAAUUCAGGUAAAAUGUGGAGAAAUUCUAUAGCACUUUCCCUGGGAAAAUUUACUUUCUGCUUUUCGGAGGAUGAAAUUCUUGAUAGUUUUAUAGUGGAAAUGAUAGCUGAAGAUGAUGGAGAAUGGCCUUUUGAUCAAUAACAUUCUGUAUUGAAUUUAUUGGAAAUGAGUCGGUCUCCUUCAUUUUCAGUGAAGUCGGAACUCAGUCCAAAGCUUGAUCCAGAAUCCUUGAGACAAUGGGUUGUGGCCUUUUGUAUAAUUAGGUUUGAUCUUGAACAGGGUCAGCUUAUUGAAGAGUGUUACCCACCUGGUUGUCUUACAAAAGAUGAGGAACUUGAAAUUGCUUUUAGUUCAUUCCCUGAUUCUGUUUCCCAGAACCAAAACCGUUCAAGCAUUCAUGAUUGUAUUUUCUUUUUCCGUCUACGGAGGCGGGAAAAUUCUCAAGCAAGCAAUGAGGCUUCUACUGAGAUGACUACUGUUGAUAAGGAAUCAGCUAUAAACUCCACAGACAAAGGAUUCUCUAGAAGGUCGAAAAGUGACAAUAAUGCUAAUGUUUCAAGCUACAUGUAUGGUUAUGUUUUCAACCGACAGAGACAUGACGAGAGACUAAAGCGGGGUGGAGAACAAAAAUCUGUUGUAAUUUUAUCCCAUAAACCCUAUUCGAGUGUGUUUAAACCAUUGUUACAGAUCAUGGGCCCUUUGUAUUUUGAUAUUGGAAAGAGAGCUCUUGAACAUAUUGCUGCUUAUGUUUCAAUGUGGCCUGCUCCUGUACAUGGUAAGCUUAUGGAACUUCCAAUUGGGAAUGCCAUGCUAAAAGUGAACUUGCCACCUGCUCAUAGCUUACCGUUGGAAAGUGGAAUUUUGUUGGAAGAAUCCGCUUCUUCUAUGGCUCCUUUUCUUCCAAAUAAUCAGUCAAUUCCACAGGGCCUUUUUCAUGAUUCAGAUAUUUUUGGUAUUUUCCGGGCUCUUCUAUUGCAGCUUUGGGUGUUGUGGGAAUUGUUACUUAUUGGUGAGCCCAUUCUCAUCAUUGCUCCAACUCCUGCUCAAUGUUCUGAGGCUGUGGCGGGUCUUGUUAGUUUGAUUGCGCCUCUACUUUGUAGCGUCGAUUUUAGACCUUAUUUUACAAUUCAUGAUCCUGAAUUUGCCUACCUUAACUCACUUCAAGAAGGAGACACAUUUCCUCCAAUGCUUUUGGGUGUGACUAACCUCUUUUUCCUUAAAGCUCUGCGUAACAUCCCCCAUAUUGUUUCAGUUGGAAGCCCUGCUACUAAUUCAAACCGCUUUGCCCUUUCUAAUAGGUCUUCUACUGGCAGAAUUUCUGGUAAACCAGAAGUAUUUGGUCUUCAACAACUUUCCUUAAAAAAGUUCUCUCCUUCAAGUUUGUUAAAUGCUGUAAAGUUGAGGCGAGAUGGUCCCCUUUGUCUCAUGACAGAACAUAGGGAAGCCAUAUGGAGCACUUACAGUGCAACAACCAAGCCAGAUACAUCUAUCCUGAAUAGACUUAUAGAUGCUGGGAUGUCACCAAGGAUUGAGGAGUCAAUGUCUGUUGUUAACAAUGAAAUACUGCGACGACAUUUCUUGGAGCUCACAACCAAUUUUUUGGCACCUUUUGGCCCAUAUUUUAAGACUACAACACCAACAGAAGGGUCUUCUCCAUUUGUAGACCCUCCACUUCUUCCUCAAUUUAGUGCUGAUGAAUUUCUUGCAAGCUUAUCAGCUAGGGGACCAGGGAAGUUUAUGGCAAAGCGGAUGAGAUCUAACUGGCUGGACUUGUACAGGCGGUUUUUAAAUGGCCCAAACUUUAGACCAUGGUUUCAAAGAAGGCGCGCUGUUGCUGAACAAGAACAACAGAGACUAUGGAGGCAUGCAAGAAUGAAUGCAGACAUACAGAAUUUUAUAACAAAGAUGUCUGAACUUGAAGGUGUUGAUUCUUUCAAUGCAAUUGAGAGGCAUAUUCUUGGAGAGAUACAGCUGCAGCAAUCAGGAAAGGCAAGUGCAGACUCUAUUGCAACUUGCCAAAAACUUAAGGGAGAUCUACAGGCAGUAUUCCAUGUGCUCCCAAAGGACAUGCAGCAGCUUCUACUUCUCAACCCUGAAAGGGAAGCUCUUCUGCAAGGAAGUUCUGAACGCACAAAACUUCCAGGGCGCCCACUAAUAGAAGUCGUUUUGUCGUCAACUACACCAACGUAGUAUGCAAAACAUGGUUACAAGUAGGUUAGGCCCCCGGUAUGGAGGAGGACCUUUUAUGCUGUGAAAGAACAGCUGUUGUGAUUAUUUGUAGCUCAUCUGUUACUGGAGUGGGAGGGUUUUCUGAUCUUGAGCGUAGUUGUUCUACCAGGUAUGUGGUUCAUGUAUGGUGCUUCUUCACUUUCUAAUGAAAUCAUGCAACUUUGUUGUAUUUUCAUUUAUUUUUGACUUUUUGUAUUUCUCCAAUUUUAUUGAGAAAAAAGAAGAAGGAAAAAAUAACAGUUUGCACAAGGACCACGGAACUCUUGCCUGAAACACCCUGCUCCCCAGUUCAGUUCAGAUAGUUUCUCUUCUUUUCAACUGCAAAAAGAUUUUAAUUGUUUAUAAUUCCUGCGAACUCGGUAGUUGCUCUUCUUCUAAUAGAGGUUGAAGAUUCAUGUUGUUUUAUUUACCAUGUAGAAAUCAUUCAGGAUUGUAAAUUCAACAUUGUUUUCCAGUCUUUGCAAUGGCUUGUACCUUUUGAAUGGUGGAGGAUUGGUUGGUUCUUUCUUGGUAAAAGCAAAGUGAAAUUGAAAAUAGACCUUUACUUUCA
Ziziphus jujuba (common jujube) is the source of this 3064-nucleotide messenger RNA. RefSeq lists its product as uncharacterized. Gene Ontology annotation, molecular function: guanyl-nucleotide exchange factor activity. The transcript is spliced from 4 exons. Gene Ontology annotation, cellular component: recycling endosome. Bases 451 to 2475 code for a protein of 674 amino acids. NCBI's taxonomy places the organism in Eukaryota, Viridiplantae, Streptophyta, Magnoliopsida, Rosales, Rhamnaceae. The record is from RefSeq and is a predicted model, not a curated record.